AUGUCUCCACAACUACUUGUUGUACUUGCGGACCUCCAGCUGGAAGAACCGAGCGCGAGACUUUGGUGGAGCCAGAAUCGUGAUGUGCUCAAACAGCUUGCCACGUGGGAGGAGUUCGCGUUGCGCUUCAAAGAUCGCUUCAUACCAUCCGGCUGGCGUCUCGAUGCCCUCACGCGCUUCUACGACAUCUCGCAAGACUUCGAUGACUUCCGCCCGUUCGUUGCUUCCUUACAAGCAGCUCGGAACAUGCUUGGUUCGGCGGGUGAUAGUUGCACUAUCAGUGACUCUGUUUUCAAAAGCUACUUCUUCUUUUUUGCCAAUCCCGUGCUUCAACUUCGUGUCCGGGUCAUACAAAACUUUGCGUACAAGAACUUGACGGUCGACGCACUGAUCAAUGCCAUGGCGACUACGUGGUUAAGCCUCGUUGCGGAAGGCUUCACGAUGCCCGUACCCAAGUCGAUGCUCAAGUCUGCCUCUGCUCCUAUCCUUGCGCUCAGUAGGAGGUUGUUUCCACUGCCAUCUGAUUCCAUCUGGAAAUCCCAUGUUGCUCACGAGUGUCCGGGUGACAAGCGACGCAACAUUCCUCCGCAAGCUCCUCAUCCCAUCGCAGAAGACGCCCUACCUGAGGGUUAUCGUGAGGUCCUGAUUUCACAUACCAACCCCGGAGUCACGGAUCUUUCGAACCCGAAUGCUGGUAUCAUUACUGGUGUUCUCCAAGUGUAG
Molecule: messenger RNA, 723 nt
Organism: Suillus subaureus
Lineage: Eukaryota; Fungi; Basidiomycota; Agaricomycetes; Boletales; Suillaceae
Exons: 2
Coding region: 1-723 (240 amino acids)
Source: RefSeq, a predicted model, not a curated record